ACUUACAUAGACCGACUUUUAUUUCUAGUCUUUUCUGUCUUCCCUUACAACCAACUUCACCAUCCUUAUCUCUUCCCUCUCCAGAGAGUCGCCGGAAAUAAUCGACGAUAAAUUUCCAAAGGCUACCGGCGAUUACGUCGAUAGACUCUUUGUCGUCGGCCAUUCUUCUUUGAACUUCACAAGCAGUGAAUGAGGCUGUAGAUCCGAACUUCUCGUUUUUCUCUCUGCUAGAAAGAUGUUGAAUCGAUUUUGGAUUGCCUUGCUUUUCGUGGUCUCAUGGCACGUCGGUGUUCUAGAUGCCAGUGCAGGUGAUGUCGAUGCACGUUACAGGGCUUGUGUAAAAGAGUGUCAAGAAACUGGAUGUGUAGGGGAAAGAUGCUUUCCACACUGCAAAUUCUCUUCAAAGGGUGUUCCAUUUGACGGUCCAUGGUACAUGCAAGAGCCUCUUUAUUUAAAGUGGAAACAAUGGGAUUGCCAAGGUGAUUGCCGUUACCAUUGCAUGAUAGAUAGAGAGAAAGAAAGAGAGGCCCUUGGUACUGGUCCUGUUAAAUAUCACGGAAAAUGGCCCUUCAAGCGUGUAUAUGGGAUUCAGGAACCUGUUUCUGUUGUUUUCUCUGCCCUCAACCUUGCAAUGCAUUUUCAUGGUUGGCUCUCCUUUUUCAUCCUUUUGUACUAUAAGUUGCCUUUGAAGCAAGAUAGGAAGGCAUACUAUGAGUUUGCCGGUUUGUGGCAUAUCUAUGGACUAUUGUCACUGAAUUCCUGGUUCUGGAGUGCCAUUUUCCAUAGUCGAGAUGUGGAUCUGACGGAGAAGCUGGACUACUCAUCGGCAGUGGCGUUGCUUGGGUACUCAUUUAUUCUUUCCAUACUAAGAAGUUUCAACGUGAAGGCAGAGGCUUCUAGAGUUAUGGUUGCUGCCCCGUUUCUUUCUUUUAUAGCCACCCACAUAAUGUUUCUGAAUUUCUAUAAAUUGGACUAUGGGUGGAACAUGAAAGUUUGCGUUGUCUUGGCCGUGGCCCAACUUCUCAUUUGGGCAAUUUUUGCUGGUGUAACUCGCCAUCCAUCCCGCUGGAAGUUGUGGCUGGUGGUAGUUGGCGGCGGCCUCGCAAUGCUCCUAGAAAUCUAUGAUUUUCCUCCAUAUCAAGGAUUUGUUGAUGCCCAUGCUCUCUGGCAUGCAACCACAAUCCCUCUAACUUACAUUUGGUGGAGUUUUAUCAGAGACGACGCGGAAUUCCAGACCUCUAACCUGCUAAAGAAGGCAAAAUAGAAUGUUUCAAGAAUGCCUGACCUUGUAAUUCUUCAUUCUUGUGUCUGGGAUAUUAAUUUAAGCUCUAUUAUUUAUUUCUUUAGUGUAGUUUGUAUCAUUUCAGUUAUUUUAACCCCCAAAUAGCGAGUUUGAAUGGAUACUAAUUCCCUUUUUUGCUGAAACCAAUUGACAGUGUUAGUCACGGACUUGUGGUUUUACAAAUAA
This is a messenger RNA of Morus notabilis, 1468 nucleotides long. Its product is annotated as post-GPI attachment to proteins factor 3. Gene Ontology annotation, biological process: GPI anchor biosynthetic process. The transcript is spliced from 6 exons. Gene Ontology annotation, molecular function: hydrolase activity, acting on ester bonds. Lineage: Eukaryota; Viridiplantae; Streptophyta; Magnoliopsida; Rosales; Moraceae. The coding region runs from base 236 to 1264 and encodes 342 amino acids. The record is from RefSeq and is a predicted model, not a curated record. Gene Ontology annotation, cellular component: endoplasmic reticulum membrane.